Messenger RNA from Manihot esculenta (cassava), 3416 nucleotides. Its product is annotated as leucine-rich repeat receptor-like serine/threonine-protein kinase BAM1. The coding region runs from base 137 to 3178 and encodes 1013 amino acids. Lineage: Eukaryota; Viridiplantae; Streptophyta; Magnoliopsida; Malpighiales; Euphorbiaceae. Gene Ontology annotation, molecular function: protein kinase activity; ATP binding; receptor serine/threonine kinase binding. The record is from RefSeq and is a predicted model, not a curated record. The transcript has 2 exons. Gene Ontology annotation, biological process: protein phosphorylation.
AACCCUCUCCUUCUUCUUCUCCUACACUUCUCUCCCUCUCUCUCACUCUUUCCUUGCUCCUUAUCCUCCCUUCUUCUUUUUUCUUCCUUCAAUACCCUGCAAAAAUCCUUCAUUUUUUCAAGAAAAGCGAGCGAAAAUGAGGCUUCUCCUUCUCCUCUUCCUCCUCCUUCACCUCCAAAUCUGUGCUUCUUUAGCCCGUGUCAUGUCUGAAUACCAGGCCCUUCUCUCUAUCAAAUCCGCCAUUGAUGAUCCCCAAUCUGCACUCGCUUCUUGGAACUCUGCCAACUCUCUCUGCUCUUGGCAUGGUGUUACCUGUGACUCUACUGGCCGUCACGUUACUUCCCUUGACCUCUCCAGUCUUAACCUCUCCGGUACUCUCUCCCCUGAUAUUGCUCACCUUCGCUUCCUCCAACAACUCACCCUCGCCGCCAACCAGCUCUCCGGCCCCAUCCCACCCCAGCUCUCUGUCAUUUCUGGCCUUCGGUUUCUUAACCUUUCUAACAAUAUUUUCAAUGGCACCUUCCCACCUCAACUCUCUCAGCUCAAAAAUCUGCAAGUCCUUGACUUGUAUAACAAUAAUAUGACCGGUGACUUGCCUUUGCCCGUCACUGACAUGCCCAAUCUUCGUCACUUGCAUCUGGGUGGAAACUUCUUCUCCGGGAAUAUACCACCUGAGUAUGGAAAAUGGGAGCAUCUGGAGUAUCUAGCCGUCUCUGGUAAUGAAUUGGUGGGUCGCAUUCCGCCUGAAAUUGGUAACUUAACCAAGUUACAGGAGCUCUAUAUUGGAUACUAUAAUAGCUAUGAAGGUGGUUUACCGCCCGAGAUCGGCAACUUGUCCGAGUUAGUCCGGUUUGAUGCUGCAAAUUGCAUGUUAUCGGGCGAGAUACCCAAGGAGAUAGGGAAGUUGCAGAAAUUAGAUACUCUGUUCCUUCAAGUGAAUGGCCUUUCUGGGUCGUUAACUGAGGAGCUCGGCAUUUUGAAGAGCUUGAAAUCCAUGGAUUUGUCUAACAAUAUGCUUACUGGGGAAAUUCCAAGUUCGUUUGCCGAACUCAAGAACUUGACGCUGUUGAAUCUUUUCCGAAACAAGCUUCACGGAGCGAUUCCAGAGUUCAUCGGCGAUUUGCCGCGGUUGGAGGUGUUGCAGUUGUGGGAGAAUAACUUCACUGGAAGCAUUCCGGUGGGGUUGGGUAAAAAUGGGAAUCUUGUGCUUGUAGAUCUUUCUUCAAACAAACUCACCGGAAAUCUCCCUCCUAAUAUGUGUUCCGGUAAUCGGCUACAGACCUUGAUUACGCUCAGCAACUUCUUGUUUGGGCCGAUUCCGGAAUCGCUGGGGCAAUGCGAGUCUUUAAGUCGAAUACGGAUGGGGGAGAAUUUUCUCAAUGGUUCGAUUCCAAAGGGGCUUUUUGGGUUACCGGAGUUGACCCAAGUCGAGCUGCAAGAUAAUCUUCUCACCGGAGGGUUUCCAGUAAGUGAUAAAAUAGCGAUGAAACUUGGCCAGAUUAGUCUCUCAAACAAUCGGCUUUCCGGGUCUUUGCCUCCAAGUAUAGGCAAAUUCUCAGGUGUUCAAAAGCUGCUCCUUGACGGGAACGACUUCUCUGGUCCAAUCCCAUUGGAUAUCGGAAAAUUACAACAACUUUCAAAGAUGGACUUCAGCUCUAACAAAUUUUCAGGACAAAUUGCGCCUGAGAUUAGCCAAUGCAAGCUGCUAACAUUUGUUGAUCUCAGUCGAAACGAGCUUUCGGGCGCGAUUCCUACUGAGAUCACAGGUAUGAGAAUACUGAACUACCUCAAUCUGUCGAGGAAUCAUCUUGUGGGUAGCAUUCCUUCAUCAAUAGCUACCAUGCAGAGCUUAACCUCUGUUGAUUUUUCUUACAACAAUCUUACUGGUUUGGUACCUGGUACCGGUCAGUUUAGUUAUUUCAAUUACACCUCGUUUUUGGGUAAUCCUGAUCUUUGUGGUCCGUAUUUGGGUCCUUGCAAAGAUGGGGAUGCAAAUGGAACCCACCAGGCACAUAUGAAGGGGCCACUUUCUGCUUCUCUGAAGCUCUUGCUUGUUAUUGGCUUGCUUGUUUGCUCGAUUGCAUUUGCAGUUGCAGCAAUAAUUAAAGCAAGGUCAUUGAAGAAGGCUAGUGAGUCUCGUGCUUGGAAAUUGACUGCGUUCCAGCGCUUGGACUUCACUGUUGAUGAUGUUCUUGAUUGCUUGAAAGAGGAUAAUAUCAUUGGUAAGGGAGGUGCAGGGAUUGUUUACAAAGGUGCAAUGCCUAAUGGUGAUCAAGUUGCUGUUAAAAGGCUACCGGCUAUGAGCCGAGGGUCUUCUCAUGAUCAUGGAUUCAAUGCUGAGAUACAGACUUUAGGAAGGAUUAGGCACAGGCACAUUGUUAGACUAUUGGGUUUCUGUUCGAACCAUGAGACGAAUCUUCUGGUCUAUGAGUACAUGCCUAAUGGGAGCUUAGGUGAGGUUCUACAUGGCAAGAAAGGAGGCCAUUUGCACUGGGAUACAAGGUAUAAAAUUGCUGUUGAAGCUGCAAAAGGCCUUUGCUAUCUUCAUCAUGAUUGCUCACCGUUGAUUGUCCACCGUGAUGUGAAGUCAAACAACAUCCUUCUUGACUCCAACUUUGAAGCUCAUGUAGCUGACUUUGGUCUUGCUAAGUUCUUGCAAGACUCGGGCACAUCAGAAUGCAUGUCUGCAAUUGCUGGUUCUUAUGGAUAUAUAGCUCCAGAAUAUGCGUACACGCUCAAGGUUGACGAGAAGAGUGAUGUAUACAGCUUCGGUGUAGUUCUCUUAGAACUUGUUACCGGCAGAAGACCGGUAGGGGAAUUUGGAGAUGGUGUGGAUAUAGUUCAAUGGGUUCGAAAAAUGACAGACUCAAACAAGGAAGGAGUUCUGAAAGUCCUUGAUCCAAGACUCCCAUCAGUUCCACUCCAUGAAGUGAUGCACGUAUUCUAUGUUGCAAUGCUGUGUGUGGAAGAACAAGCCAUCGAACGCCCAACAAUGCGAGAAGUUGUGCAGAUUCUGACCGAGCUUCCUAAGCAACCAAGCUCAAAACAAGGAGACUCAACAAUUACAGACUCCUCAUCAGCUACUAUAGACUUGCCGAAUGUGACGACUAAAGACCCAAAAGACCAUCAAUACCCACCACCACCUCAAUCACCACCACCUGAUCUUCUUAGCAUUUGAACUACUUUCUGAAAGGGAGGGGGACUGUUUGUUCUUUAAAUUCCAUGAAUUGUGUUAGUUUCCAUCUUGUGCUAUUUUUUUGUCCUUUUUUAAAAUCUCUUGGGAAGGUUUGCUCUAACUUGGUAUUAAGGCUUGCAAGUUUUUUUUUGUACAGUAGGAGGAAAAAGGGUGGUGGGAGAGAAAGGAAGGAGUAUUUUUCCUUAUAAUUAAACUUGUACUACUACUUCUGCCUGCUCCA